GAAGGUCACCUCUAUAGUCAGUACGAUGUCCCUGCCUCUUGACGCGUCGGCGCAGGUAAUCACCGCGGCGUCUGACGCCAAUGUUCACAAUUUGAGCAUUCAGGAGCUAAAUAUGAUUAUUUUGCGUCUAGAAGAGGAGAUUAACCAGAUGCAAAACCUGGUGAAUGUGUUGACUGUGGCUCUCGAGCGUUUACACGAAUCUAAAGCUUGCUUAAAGGACUUUUCUUCUCAGAGUUGUGAAAUACAAGUCCCUUUAACAUCACUCGUUUACGUCCCAGGUAAAAUCGCGAAUCCGGGCAAGGUACUUGUUUCUGUUGGCACUGGUUAUUUUAUCGAAAUGACUCUUGAUAAGGCUGGAGAGUUUUACGAACGUAAAAUUGAGGUAGUAGAAGAGCAACUGCGCAAGCUGCAUUCCAUAUGUUCAGCAAAAAACAAACAGAUAACCCAAACAUAUUCAGUACUUGACCACAAGCUAAGUCAGUUGCGCAAUGCUCAGGCUGCUGCCACUAGCCAAGUUGCCACUGUCUAAGAUGGGGAAUUAUAUACAUCCCUUCGGUAA
Babesia bovis T2Bo is the source of this 559-nucleotide messenger RNA. RefSeq names its product putative prefoldin alpha subunit. The transcript is spliced from 4 exons. Gene Ontology annotation, biological process: regulation of DNA-templated transcription; protein folding. Bases 26 to 529 code for a protein of 167 amino acids. The record is from RefSeq and is a predicted model, not a curated record. Gene Ontology annotation, cellular component: prefoldin complex; cytoplasm. NCBI's taxonomy places the organism in Eukaryota, Apicomplexa, Aconoidasida, Piroplasmida, Babesiidae.